Messenger RNA from Fonsecaea multimorphosa CBS 102226, 660 nucleotides. RefSeq names its product GTP-binding protein rho2. Gene Ontology annotation, molecular function: GTP binding; GTPase activity. Gene Ontology annotation, biological process: small GTPase-mediated signal transduction. The record is from RefSeq and is a predicted model, not a curated record. NCBI's taxonomy places the organism in Eukaryota, Fungi, Ascomycota, Eurotiomycetes, Chaetothyriales, Herpotrichiellaceae. The transcript is spliced from 2 exons. Bases 1 to 660 code for a protein of 219 amino acids.
AUGGCACAGGAUCAGGCACAACAGAAUGUGAUGAGAAGCCGCAUAUUUGGCAUGACCCCAAGAACAAUCACUGAUUUCAGUUUCUGCAGGAAGCUUGUUAUAAUAGGCGACGGUGCUUGCGGAAAGACAUCACUGCUAUCAGUCUUCACUCUCGGCUACUUCCCUACCACCUACGUCCCAACCGUCUUCGAAAACUAUGUGACAGACUGUCGGGUCGAUGGCAGAUCAGUACAAUUGGCUUUGUGGGACACAGCAGGGCAAGAAGACUACGAAAGAUUGAGGCCUCUUGCAUACGCGAAAUCACAUGUCAUCCUUAUUGGCUUCAGCGUCGACAGCCCCGACAGCUUGGAGAAUGUGCGGCAUAAGUGGAUUGAGGAGGCUCGCGAACGGUGUCCCGAAGUGCCUGUCAUACUGGUGGGCCUGAAGAAGGAUCUGAGAGAAGACCCGAUGGCAAUUGAAGAGAUGCGGAAGCGGAGCCAAAAGUUCGUUACGCCCCGCGAGGGCGCUGAGAUGGCCCAGGCUUGCGGGGCUCGCAAAUACCUCGAAUGUUCAAGCUUGACGGGCGAAGGUGUGGACGAUGUCUUUGAGGCUGCGACGAGAGCUGCUCUUCUGACGUUCAAUGGUAAGCAGGGUGGCGGCGGAUGUUGCGUCAUUCUGUGA